GCCGAAUGAAAUUGCAUUUUAAAGAAUGUCUGUUAAAACGUGCUUAAUCGGUAGUCUAACUCGAAUAAAUUUUUCAGUCGUUUCAACAGAUCGAUCAAUGUCAUCGGACACGAUAAUAAUUGUUUGUCGAGUGAAGAAGGCGAGGUUCGUCGGGGUCCAAGCGCAACAAUUCAACACGUACGUCACGCUGAAGCUGCAGAAUGUCAAGUCGACCACAGUCACCGUGAAAGGGGCCAAUCCAUGCUGGGAACAAGAUUUUCUUUUCGAAACCAACGACGUGAACACAGGCCUGCUGGUCGAGGUAUGGAGCAAAGGGAUGCUGUGGGACCGAGCACUGGGCUACCAUUACAUCCCAUUACCCGACGUGUCCUACUCGAACGAGGUAACAACAAAGUCAAAUCCACGCCAAGUCCCACUUGACAAAAGACAACAAGAAUCGUCAGACACCAUACUCGACACCAACAGCAACACACAGCUACCGGAAGUCAUGGACACGGACGGUUCGGGACAAUGGGUCAGCCUGGAUUCGGAAUUGGAAAUGCGAGGUGGCGAAGUAGUCGGCACCAAAUCUCCAACUGGUCAUACGCUUCUUAUAGACUGCCGUUUCGAGCUGCCGUUCGGAAAGUGCGAUCCGCCGACCGGAUGGAAAGCCCUGCUCACAAGCGAAACGGCUAUGAAGCUGCGAGCAUCCCGGCCCACGUGUGGCUCAGACCCGGAGAAUACAGAGGCCGCAGACCUGCAGAGGAAGCUGGAAAUGCUGAACAACACAAUGGACCAGGAGGCACGGGCAGAACAGGCACGCCGACAGAUACUCUACAAUAUAGGCCAUUCUGGUUAUUCCGAAGAUUCAGAUUACACUUCGGAUCUGAAUUACCCUGUAGGCGGUCAGGGUGCGAACAGCUCAGCUUCCCAAUUCCGAACAGCGGCGAACCAAUUGGCAACGCCUCAACGUUCUUUAGAGACUUCACGUGAAAAUAGUUACGAGAGAGACGAUCAUCAGAUUCCACCAACGGUAGGUGGUAGGUUAGCACCUGGUUCCUAUGGGGGAUGCAGUGGCAGAGGUCAUAGCCCUCGGUACGAUGAACCUUAUCCUGAGGAGGGUCCACCAGCUAGAUACUCAAUUCAACCAAGUGCCGAGUCUUCCGAGCCUCUCUUCUACAACAGUCGACCUAGACACUACAAGGAACACAGACGACGGAAGCAUACGUGGGAUCAUGAAGACAGUCAGGAGGGUUGGUACAGCGAGGGCUAUGAUUAUCCAGCGAGGAUCGAUACCGAUACCAGGAUUUUUAGUGACACCGAGUAUUAUCCUGGUACCACGACAAGCAUAUCUUCUAGGAAAAGAGCUACUCACAGAAGAAGAUCCUUGGAAAGGCAGACGACACUCUACGACGAGCACUCGCACUACAUGACGGACGAAUAUGGAACUGAUACACAUGUCGGAAAGAUGAGCGCCACUUAUCCUGAUUGCCAAACGGAUAUCCGGUACAACGAGUACUACGAUAGCAUUACGGGAUACGUUUAUCAAGAUGAGAGAUAUGGUCAGGAUGACGAAGACAGACAAUGGGAUAGCGGAGGGAAGUGGUACUCAGAAAGUAGCACGUAUUAUGAAAAUAAACGGAACCGGAAGAGUUUGUCUCGGAGACCGUCGUCGACUAUCGGGAUCCAUAGGCCAGACUUCAGACCUGCGUUUCAGAGGCAGCGUAGCUAUGAUUCAGAGGAGGUUGAUCCUAGCGGCCAAAUUUCGCGGCGUCGGUCGGCAUUGCAGUCUCAGCAUUGGCCGAUGCCACGAAUGGAAAGAACGGGGAAAAAAUUACCACCGACCCCUACGAAACCCAGUAGCGUUAUUCUUGGUCGUAAACCAACGUCUCUUCCUGCUACGCCGGGAAGACAGCUGCCGAAGACCUGGUCGAAUGCCGAGGACACAUAUUAUCAGAAGUCCGAAUUCAACGAAGACUAUAACUACGCUUACGAUAGUCAAGAUAAUCUGCCGCAGGAUUCGUACGUCGAUCCUGCUUAUCAAGAUAGUUUUGAUCAGUCGGGUAAAGAAAAUUAUUCCUCUUCGCUUCAGGAUCAAUAUAAUUACGAUCAAGUAGGAUACGGAUACGUAGCGCCGCAGGUGGAAGAUACAUAUCUCCAGGACUCGUACAAGGACGAGUAUCAACAGCCUUAUCAGGAAUCUUAUCAGAAUGCUUACACGAAAGACCAGGAGUUCACGGAGGCAAAGAAUCAGUACGAUCGAUCACAGACGAGGAUACAUGAGAAUUAUCCAGAUUACGAUGAGAAUAAUCAGAUGUACACACAGCAUCCGACUUCCGUAUCAUCUACAACGUAUGAUCAGAACAAUCAAGCUAGCGACGUCUAUAAUCAAUAUUCGGAGGAUCAAUACGAUUCGCAAUACAAUGUCACCACGUCCACGAGUUACGAGGAACGUUAUCAGGAUAAUUACGAGCAGAUUCCAGUAUCGGUAUCGGAUGAUUAUCAGGAGUCAUAUAUGAAGCAGCAGGAGGAUACUAGUGAUUAUCAAGUACCUUAUAGCAAAGAGGAGAAGGUAGAUUACCAGGAAGAGAAUAUUUAUAAGGAUACAUACUCCGAUCAGUAUCAGAACUAUCGAGAACAGUAUGACGAUUCUUAUAAUGAAUCUUACGACAGUCACUACAAUGAACCUACGGUAGCUCACGCUGGUAGGAGACAGAGCGAGGUGCCUGAACUCUCAGUUACGACGCCAAAAGGUCAAACGAGGACAAACGGGUAUCCUUCCGGUGAAUCUGAAUAUUUCUAUCCCAGCCAGGACAGUCAAGAAGUCUCAUCCGUAAGUUCGUCGAGAACUAAGAAACUGGGUAAAGCCAGUCCGCUUUUGCAACAGAAUACAGAUUCCCUAGAAUCUAGGGACGAUGAGCUCAAGGAUUCCUUUGAUACCGCUGUCAGUUCGGUUGGUAGUAGUCAACAACGCAAAGCCUUCUCCGAGUAUUCCACAGCCGGGGACUCCAGUCCAGCUGCGGCCACUUUAGUAGAUUUUCCUCAAGCUCCUGUUCAAGGUCAAACGACAAUGGUCAAUCACAUGACCUCUAAUCACGUGAGUGCAAACGUAACCACAACUGCCUUAGUUCACACAACGGUUAUGGCUAAUGGGAAACGUUUAGCAAGGACUGACUCUUACCAUGAGGAUAUUAUGGACGACGAGGAGUAUCCAGAAAUCGAGCCCAAGGAGGUUCAUCGAAAGGAUUCGCAAAUGUCUCAUCAAAGUCAGAUUAGCCAACAGUCCAAUCACUCUCAGAAGCCAAAAUUAACACGAGGCGACUCCUACGCUUCGGAUCAUUUUGCAGAUGAGCCUUAUACUGCUCCCGGUAGAAAGGAUUCCUUUACUCAGCCUACAAGAAAGGAUUCUUAUUCCUCUAUCAAUCAAGAGGGCUUUAAGCCGCCCCUGAAUAGAACGGAUUCCUAUCAAAAGAGAGAACUGACACGUGGCAGUUCUUAUGGACAGAAUUUCAACGCACUUCAGCCAGUUUCAAGAGCCGAAAGUUAUCAGCGAGGAUAUUUCAAUGAUCAGGAAUCGAUCAAUGAGCCUGAGAUUGUACUUAGCAACACAGUCAACGGGGAGUACAAGAUGCGUGAUGAGACUCUUGAGAGGUACGAGAGGGGCGAAGAGGCGCUUAUACGAGUCUCACGGGAAAAUUCACUUGUGGAACCGUACAAGGGAACUCCUCCUAUUUCACGUUCGGACAGUCCACCAGGGAGCGUCACCAAACAAGCUUCUCUGGAGGAAAGCGUGCAGAUGGACACACCACCCAGGAGUCCACCUGAACCUCCAGGAGACGAGGAACUUUUAAACCUGGUCGGCGCAGCACCCGUACCAACGCAGUUGAAGGAAAGAACGGAAAUGACAGCGAGACAGCGAUGGGGUUGGGCCUACAAUAAAAUCAUCAUGCAGCUUAACAUAAUUCUGGUGGAGAUAAUUCGGGUGGAUGAUCUGGAUGAAGAUGAGACCGGGUGGUUCGAGGUCCUUGUGAAGGAGCGAACCGUGAGGUGUCCCAGUGAAGACAGUAGAUAGUGAAAGUGAGUGAGAAGGUGUGAAAGAUG
Messenger RNA from Cephus cinctus (wheat stem sawfly), 4080 nucleotides. RefSeq lists its product as uncharacterized. The transcript has 17 exons. Gene Ontology annotation, molecular function: syntaxin-1 binding; calmodulin binding; diacylglycerol binding. Gene Ontology annotation, cellular component: plasma membrane. The coding region runs from base 26 to 4051 and encodes 1341 amino acids. Lineage: Eukaryota; Metazoa; Arthropoda; Insecta; Hymenoptera; Cephidae. The record is from RefSeq and is a predicted model, not a curated record. Gene Ontology annotation, biological process: chemical synaptic transmission.